Gavialis gangeticus (Gharial) is the source of this 874-nucleotide messenger RNA. RefSeq names its product kelch-like protein 23. Lineage: Eukaryota; Metazoa; Chordata; Crocodylia; Gavialidae. The record is from RefSeq and is a predicted model, not a curated record. The coding region runs from base 1 to 822 and encodes 273 amino acids. The transcript is spliced from 3 exons. Gene Ontology annotation, molecular function: protein binding.
AUGGACUAUGCACAAAAGCCAGAGCAACUGGAAUGGAACCUCAUUUUUGUGACAGGAGGUUACUUCCGAGAUGGGUUUGUGUGGUACAGCGUGGACUGGGUGAUGAUUUAUAAUUGCUGGGAUAACAGCUGGCUGGAAGGGCCUGAAAUGAAGAAGUCUCGCAACAGCCAUUGUUCAGCAGGGGCUGGCCUCUACCUGUAUGUGCUUGGAGGGAGCACAGAUGAAGGGAUAAUUUCACAUGUGGAGCGCCUGGCUCUUAGUGAUUCCCAGUGGGAAAGCACAAGCCCCAUGGUUCAGCCUGUGGAGAGAGCAGAUGCAGUCAAUGUAGGGACCCGGAUUUAUGUCGUCUGUGGCCUGGAUGAGAAUGGAGAUGUGUAUGAUGGAGUGCAAAGGUUAGACAUGGAGUCGGACAUUUGGGAUGUCAUCUCAUUCUCCCCACUUCCCAGGUAUGACCUCUGUGUCACAGCUCUAAAUGGUGCUCUGUACACUAUAGGAGGGGCAGCUUUUCGAUUUGACAUGGAAACAGAUGAAUGGACCCAAGUAGAUGAAGAGUCCUUGACCCGGAAGUUCUUCAUGGGGUGUAGCACUGUGAAUGGACAAAUUUAUCUUCUUGGACAGAGAAAGGGGACCAGUGCUAUCCCCAACACAGUGCUCUUUGACCCUUACACUGACACCUGCCAGGUGGUAGAUAAUAAUCUCCCUUGCCCACUUCCUAUUCGUGGCUGUGUCUCUGUACAAAAAAUUGACACAUGGACUUCAGGAAUCCAGGACCCUGGAAGUGGAUCGAACUACUCUAAGUAUUUUAGAGCUUGUAAGGCUUAAUAUUUGUUGUUCAUUGUAAAACUUGUAGGAUUUUAAAAUAACAUUUAUUUCU